Adelges cooleyi (spruce gall adelgid) is the source of this 630-nucleotide messenger RNA. It is a transcript of the gene ND-B17.2, whose product is annotated as probable NADH dehydrogenase [ubiquinone] 1 alpha subcomplex subunit 12. The transcript has 4 exons. Gene Ontology annotation, biological process: response to oxidative stress; mitochondrial respiratory chain complex I assembly. NCBI's taxonomy places the organism in Eukaryota, Metazoa, Arthropoda, Insecta, Hemiptera, Adelgidae. The coding region runs from base 75 to 500 and encodes 141 amino acids. Gene Ontology annotation, cellular component: membrane. The record is from RefSeq and is a predicted model, not a curated record.
GAAAACUUCUUAAAGUCACAUAAUAUCAUCAACCUAUUUUAUAUUUUAUUGAAUCUGAAUGCUUCUUCGUCAAAAUGAAUAAAAUAUUUCCUUUUAAUAAGAUCACUACUGGCAUUAAUAUAAUUAAAGCCAACGGUGGCCCUUUGAAUGCAUUUAAGAAAUUAUUUAGACAAGAUGAACUGAAAAUCGGAACAUUUGUCGGAACUGAUGAAAUGGGCAAUCGUUACUUUGAAAACAAUUUAUAUUUCUAUGGCCGAAAUCGUUGGGUAGAAUAUAAUGAACAAGUGUUUUUGGACUAUGAUGCCAGUCAAAUUCCAGCCGAAUGGUACGGUUGGCUUCAUUACAAAACUGAUUUACUUCCAUAUAAUGACCCAUCUAGGCCCAAGUACGAAUGGAUGGCCAAACAUACAGAAAAUGAAACAGGGACUUGUCGUCAGUAUGUUCCAUACAGUACUGUUCCACCAAAAAUUGAAGCUUGGGUACCACCUCAAAAAGCUUAAUUUAAAGAAUGACAUUUUAGUGUAAAUAUAAAAAAUUUACAUGUUAUGUAUUUUUCAAAAUUAAAAUAGUUAAUAUUUCUUAAAACAAUUAUACCCUAAAUUUCUUUAAUAAAUAGUGAUUAGUAUUAUA